This is a messenger RNA of Rhopalosiphum maidis (corn leaf aphid), 1894 nucleotides long. RefSeq names its product cytosolic endo-beta-N-acetylglucosaminidase (gene ENGase). The transcript has 2 exons. Bases 136 to 1722 code for a protein of 528 amino acids. Lineage: Eukaryota; Metazoa; Arthropoda; Insecta; Hemiptera; Aphididae. Gene Ontology annotation, biological process: protein deglycosylation. Gene Ontology annotation, molecular function: mannosyl-glycoprotein endo-beta-N-acetylglucosaminidase activity. Gene Ontology annotation, cellular component: cytoplasm. The record is from RefSeq and is a predicted model, not a curated record.
AACAGAUAAGAUUAAAUUAUCGUAGUUUUAACUUUCUUAGUUAUUAGUUAUUCUUGUUUUGUAGUUUAAUCACAAUUUUAAAAUUCUAAUUUUCUAGUUAUAUAUAUUAGUUAUUGUUAAUUCAUUUUAAAUCAAAUGGAAAUUACAGAAGUAUUGCCAAUAAAAUCUUUAGAAGAAGCAUUAUCAUGGAAGCCACUGUCUGAAUCCCUUCCUGUUAUAGAAUUGCAGGAUCGUGCCAAUUACUCCAUUUAUGGCAAAGACUAUAAAUGCCAUGAACGUUUCUUAACACCAAAACGGUUACUUAAUCAAGGCCUUCCCAAAACACUCAUAUGUCAUGAUAUGCAAGGGGGUUACUUAAAUGAUAGAUUUGUAAAUGGAACAAAAUCUAGUAAUGAGUAUACAUUUUAUAAUUGGUCUGUAAUAGAUACAUUUAUUUAUUUUAGCCAUAAUUUUAUCACUAUACCACCAAUUGGUUGGAUAAAUGCAGCGCAUAAACAUGGUGUUAAAGUACUUGGAACAUUAAUUACAGAAUGGAUUGAUGGAAACACUUUAUGGUUACAAGUAUUUAGUAAUUUAGAAAAACGAGACAGUUUAGUAGAUAAGUUAGUAGAGAUAUGUAAAUAUUACAAAUUUGAUGGUUACCUUUUUAAUGUUGAAAAUGAAUUAGAAUUGGAAAACAUUGAGAAUAUGAUAGAAACAUUAAGCUUAUUAAGAACUAAAUUGAAGACUGUAAUAAAACAUUCUGAAGUGAUUUGGUAUGAUUCUGUAAGUAUGGAAACUGGAAAACUUAUUUGGCAAAAUCAACUAAAUAACCAUAACAAAUUAGCAUUUCAAGCUUGUGAUGGUAUAUUUCUUAAUUAUAAUUGGAAAGAAGAAGAUCUUGUAAAAUCUGUCACUAAUGCUGGAAAUAGGGUUAUUGAUGUUUAUGUAGGAGUAGAUGUUUUUGGUAGGAAUUGCAUUGGAGGUCUUGAUUGUUAUAAAUCAUUAGAAAUAAUUAGAAAAUAUGACUUAUCUGUUGCAAUUUUUGCACCUGGUUGGACCUAUGAGACAUUAAACGAUAAGAAUAAAUUUAAUAUAGUAGAAGAUACAUUUUGGAGGAAACUUUACCCAUUUUUGUAUAUUCAUAUUCCUUGUACUUUACCAUUUUCUACAUACUUUUGUCGAGGUUAUGGAUCAAAAAAAAUUGAAAACUUUGUUUUGUCUUCUUUGGAUGCCUGGUAUAAUUUAUCAAAACUAAAUUAUCAACCAUCUGUUCCGUUAUGUUUACUAGAUGGUAACUUUCCUUGUAUUUCUUAUGUAGACGGUGAAGCAAUUAGAGGUGGCGGUUGCUUAAGAUUAAAUGGUAACAAUGAAAACACUUCUUACCAUAGGAUAUUUGUUUGUCAUUUUGAAGUUAAAUCAACAUUAUACUUUGAAAUAACUGUAAAAGUAUUAAAGCCUUAUGACUCUCACAAAAUAUUUUUGGGUGCAUUAGAUCCAUAUGGAAUGCCAUACAAAAUGGAGUUUGGUAUUCAGGGUGACAAUAAUAUGUUUUUCAAUAAUUGUGAUGAUUACAGCUGUAUUAUUCCUGACUCCAAAAUAUAUAACUUAACAUUAGAAAAUGGAUGGUUAUUACAUAAAUUAAAAUGUGAAAUGGUUGGGACAAUAGUAGAAGUUGCUAUUGAAACUGAAGAACCCUUACUUAUUGGUCAUCUGUUUAUAAAUGAUGGCAGUAAUUUAUAAAUAACAUUGAUUUAUAUUAUUGAAUAGUUUGUUAUAUUCAUUUAUUAUUUUGUUAUAAGAAAAAUUAUUUUUCACUUAUUAUAUUUCAUAUUGUUAUUUUUACUUACCUUAUUGUAAAAAUAAAACAAAAAUGAAAUCAUUAAUAUUAGUACUUUUAAGGUUUAAUAUUCAU